GGAUGGAGACUGGACGCUUGGGGAUCUGGCCAGGAUUCCCUGGCCCUGACCGGUUGGCCCAGGUUUGGUCUCCUCUAUGCCAACGGCUGCUCAUGGGAAGCAAGACUUUCAGGCGUGCUGGAUUUCGGGGUGCCAUUCACUGCUGCAGCCCUCCCAAUUUCCCCUGAGAGGGAGCAGGAGAGGUCAAUCUUCUCAUUUUGGUUGGGAAAAUGCAGUUAGAGAAAACGAGAGACAUCCAAGGCAACAAGCCAUGGACGCCGCUCUGCUCCUGAACGUGGAAGGGGUCAAGAAAACCAUUCUGCACGGGGGCACGGGCGAGCUCCCAAACUUCAUCACCGGAUCCCGAGUGAUCUUUCAUUUCCGCACCAUGAAAUGUGAUGAGGAGCGAACGGUCAUCGACGACAGCCGGCAGGUGGGCCAGCCCAUGCACAUCAUCAUCGGAAACAUGUUCAAGCUCGAGGUCUGGGAGAUCCUGCUCACCUCCAUGCGGGUGCACGAGGUGGCCGAGUUCUGGUGUGACACCAUCCACACGGGGGUCUACCCCAUCCUGUCCCGGAGCCUGCGGCAGAUGGCCCAGGGCAAGGACCCCACAGAGUGGCACGUGCACACAUGCGGGCUGGCCAAUAUGUUCGCCUACCACACGCUGGGCUACGAGGACCUGGACGAGCUGCAGAAGGAGCCUCAGCCUCUGAUCUUUGUGAUCGAGCUGCUGCAGGUUGAUGCCCCGAGUGAUUACCAGAGGGAGACCUGGAACCUGAGCAAUCAUGAGAAGAUGAAGGCAGUGCCCGUCCUCCAUGGAGAGGGAAAUCGGCUCUUCAAGCUGGGCCGCUACGAGGAGGCCUCUUCCAAGUACCAGGAGGCCAUCAUCUGCCUAAGGAACCUGCAGACCAAGGAGAAGCCAUGGGAGGUCCAGUGGCUGAAGCUGGAGAAGAUGAUCAAUACUCUGAUCCUCAACUACUGCCAGUGCCUGCUGAAGAAGGAGGAGUACUACGAGGUGCUGGAGCACACCAGUGACAUUCUCCGGCACCACCCAGGCAUCGUGAAGGCCUACUACGUGCGUGCCCGGGCUCAUGCAGAGGUGUGGAAUGAGGCUGAGGCCAAGGCAGACCUCCAGAAAGUGCUGGAGCUGGAGCCGUCUAUGCAGAAGGCGGUGCGCAGGGAGCUGAGGCUGCUGGAGAACCGCAUGGCGGAGAAGCAGGAGGAGGAGCGGCUGCGCUGCCGGAACAUGCUGAGCCAGGGUGCCACGCAGCCUCCCGCAGAGCCACCCGCAGAGCCACCUGCAGAGCCACCCACAGCACCAUCUGCAGAGCUGCCUGCAGGGCCACCUGCAGAGACACCCACAGAGCCACCCCCGUCCCCAGGGCACUCACUGCAGCACUGACCCCCCUGAGGCCCACAGUCAGCCUGACACUCAGGUUGACUCUACAAUCUGAAUGUCAAUAAACAGCAUUUGCAUGAU
Pongo pygmaeus (Bornean orangutan) is the source of this 1459-nucleotide messenger RNA. RefSeq names its product AIP like 1 HSP90 co-chaperone (gene AIPL1). NCBI's taxonomy places the organism in Eukaryota, Metazoa, Chordata, Mammalia, Primates, Hominidae. Gene Ontology annotation, molecular function: protein binding; peptidyl-prolyl cis-trans isomerase activity. The coding region runs from base 77 to 1381 and encodes 434 amino acids. The transcript is spliced from 8 exons. The record is from RefSeq and is a predicted model, not a curated record.